CGGCCGCGCCCGCCCAGGACCGCGCGCGGCUGGAGGCGCGGGCUGCGAGGCUGCGGCAGAGGCACGAGGCGAUGGCGGACCUCCUCGCGGGGCCCGUCGACGCGCUGGUGGUGGUCGCCGGCGAGGAGGAGGCGCAGCUGGCCGACGAGGUGCUCGAGACGGGCCUGCCGCGCCUGGGCCCCGGGGGCCGCCUCGUGGUCUACGGCAUGAACCUGCAGCCCCUGGCCGCCCGGCAGGCGGCGAUGCGCUCCGGGCAGGACUUUGUGGACGUGAGGCUGAACCAGCUCUUCACGCGCGAGUACCAGGUGCUUCCGCAGAGGACCCACCCGCUGAUGAUGGCGGAGGCGC
Messenger RNA from Prorocentrum cordatum, 348 nucleotides. Lineage: Eukaryota; Dinophyceae; Prorocentrales; Prorocentraceae. The record is from the annotation of a GenBank genome assembly.